AUGGCUUCUUCUUCAACAACACCACACGAUCCAGGGUAUGAAGAUAUGACUGGCAAAAUGGCUGCUUUACUACACAAUGAAGAGGAAGAUUUUGAGGUACCGAAUGAUAUUGUGGAGUCUCAAACAUCACAGAAAUACUCUCUGGUGAUCACAACCAUAAUCAUAAGAGAAUAUGGUUUAAAUAUACACUAUAAUAUUCUUCACAGAUCAUGGAGACCAUCAGGAAUAAUAGAGGUUGCAAGUUUUGGCAAGGCAAUUUACUUAGUUCAUUUCGAACUGGGAUGCGAUUACAACUCAGUAAUCACCAUAUCCCCUUGGGGUUUAAAUGAAGAUCUCUUACUAAUAGAACUAUAUGAUCCUGACAAACUACCAGCAGAAUAUGAGUUCAAGUUUGUUGAUUUCACAGUCCAGAUUCAUGGACUUCCAAGAAGUGUUCAAACAAUCAAAAUGGUGGAGUUUAUUGCAAGCAAGAUAGGAACCCCUUACCACAUUUCUGAAUCUGAGCAGGCAAAGUACGGCAGUUUUGCAAAAGUAAGAGUCAAGAUGGAUAUCACUGCAUCUAUCAGACAAGAGUUAAAUUUGACAUUGCCAUCCAAAAAGAAAUGCAAGGCGAAGUUGAGGUAUGAAAGACUGCAUAGAGUAUGUUUUUACUGCGGUAAGUUUGGUCACAUAAUGAAGCAGUUCCCAGAUAUCUCAAAAGAAUGUGAGAAGAUGGGAUUCUUCUCUCCAGAAGUUUUCAUGGAAAAAAUGCAGGAUAUGUAG
Messenger RNA from Papaver somniferum (opium poppy), 762 nucleotides. RefSeq lists its product as uncharacterized. The coding region runs from base 1 to 762 and encodes 253 amino acids. NCBI's taxonomy places the organism in Eukaryota, Viridiplantae, Streptophyta, Magnoliopsida, Ranunculales, Papaveraceae. The transcript has a single exon. The record is from RefSeq and is a predicted model, not a curated record.